AUGGCCGACCUUCCCAAGAAAUACUUGGAUCCUGAGGCCCGCGAAGACCAUCACGUCGACGAACAAGAAGAUGGCACGAUCGAAGCCUUGGGAUAUGGAGUUUCAUAUCGUCGCGUGCUGAAGACCAUAGCCAACGUCUGCUGGGUCCUUUCCCUUACGUCGCCCGCCGGUGCUAUCCUGGUCGUAUCCUCUUAUCUGGUAACAUAUGGUGGAUUCUUUGGUCUUGUUUGGGGCUGGAUUAUCCCCAGUUUUCUACUCUUACCCCAGGUUCUUGCUGUAGGAGAGCUUUGCUCCUCCAUGCCCGUUAAUGGAGCUACAUACUGGUGGACUGCCGCCCUGGCACCGCCAUCCAUGUCCCGAUCUCUCUCGUUCAUAUCUGGCUGCACAACUGUUGUCUCUCUCUUCACGGCAGUGGCCAGCUUUGCGUACGCUUGUUCAUCAAUCCUCGUCACGUGUGCUUUCAUCACUGGCAGUGGCUGGAUGCCGAAUCAAGCGCAACAGAUGGGUGUGGCAAUGGGCAUCGUCGUCAUCUGGGUCAUUGGCAUGUCGAUGCAGUUGGACAAAGUCGGCAAUUGUUCCUCUUCUGCAGACGCUGGCGUUCGUGAUCGGCCUCCCCGCCGCACAUGCAGCCAGCGGAGACUCGUUUGCAUCCGCAGCCAAUGUCUUUGGCUCAUAUACAAACUAUUCGAACUGGGGUCAGGCUGUUGCUGUGCCUAUGACAUGGUUCGCUGCCGUCUGGACCAACUCUGCCUGGACAGCCCCAGCGUACAUGGUUGA
Fusarium vanettenii 77-13-4 is the source of this 777-nucleotide messenger RNA. RefSeq lists its product as uncharacterized. Gene Ontology annotation, molecular function: transmembrane transporter activity. The coding region runs from base 1 to 777 and encodes 258 amino acids. Gene Ontology annotation, cellular component: membrane. The transcript has 4 exons. Gene Ontology annotation, biological process: transmembrane transport. The record is from RefSeq and is a predicted model, not a curated record. NCBI's taxonomy places the organism in Eukaryota, Fungi, Ascomycota, Sordariomycetes, Hypocreales, Nectriaceae.